Molecule: messenger RNA, 3662 nt
Organism: Anas platyrhynchos (mallard)
Lineage: Eukaryota; Metazoa; Chordata; Aves; Anseriformes; Anatidae
Gene: TRIM55
Product: tripartite motif containing 55
Biological process (GO): regulation of microtubule cytoskeleton organization
Cellular component (GO): cytoplasm
Molecular function (GO): zinc ion binding
Source: RefSeq, a predicted model, not a curated record
GCUGCUAAAAACAGCCCCGGCUCCCCUCAGCCCCCCGUUUAAACAAUGUCCUCCAGUGAGCACAGCCCAGCGAGCCUCUGAUCGCGGCGGAGCCUUGGAUUUAUUUCAAGGGAAAUUAACCCGGAAACCGAGCUGCGACGCCCUGAUCCUGAGCGUAUGCCCCUGGAAAAGCUAGGGAUGAGCACCUCCCUGAACUACAAGUCCUUCUCCAAAGAGCAGCAGACCAUGGAUAACCUGGAGAAGCAGCUGAUUUGCCCCAUCUGUUUGGAGAUGUUCACCAAGCCGGUGGUCAUCUUGCCCUGCCAGCACAACCUGUGUAGGAAGUGUGCCAGCGACAUUUUCCAGGCCUCGAACCCCUACCUGCCCACCAGGGGAGGCACGACUGUGGCUUCGGGAGGCCGGUUUCGCUGCCCCUCAUGCAGGCAUGAAGUGGUCCUCGACCGGCACGGGGUGUACGGGCUGCAGAGAAACCUGCUGGUGGAGAACAUCAUCGACAUAUACAAGCAGGAGUCCACAAGGCCUGAAAGAAAAUGUGACCAGCCAAUGUGUGAAGAGCAUGAAGAUGAGAGAAUUAAUAUCUACUGUUUGAACUGUGAAAUGCCCACCUGCUCCUUGUGCAAAGUCUUUGGUGCCCACAAAGACUGUCAGGUUGCUCCUCUCACAAACGUUUACCAGAGACAGAAGUCCGAGCUGAGUGACGGCAUCGCAGUCCUAGUGGGGAGCAAUGACAGAGUGCAAGGGAUAGUCACACAGCUGGAGGAGACCUGCAAGACGGUUGAGGAAUGCUGCAGACGACAGAAAGAACAGCUGUGUGAAAAAUUUGAUUAUCUCUAUUCUGUACUGGAAGAAAGAAAAAAUGAGAUGACACAAAUAAUCACUAGAACCCAAGAGGAGAAACUGGAACAUGUCCGCUCCUUGAUGAAGAAGUAUGCGGAUCAUUUGGAAGCCGUGUCAAAGCUAGUGGAAUCAGGAAUCCAGUUCAUGGAAGAACCAGAAAUGGCUGUGUUUUUGCAGAAUGCCAAAACAUUGCUACAAAAAAUUACUGAAGCAUCUAAAGGAUUUCAAAUGGAAAAAAUAGAGGAUGGGUAUGAAAAUAUGAACCAGUUCACUGUGAACCUCAGUAGAGAAGAAAAGAUAAUAAGAGAAAUUGAUUUUGACAGAGAGGAGGAGGUGGAAGAGGAAGAGGAGGAGACAGUGGAUGGGGAAGAUUUGGAUGAAGUCCACACAGAGUCAUCAGGAGAGGAAGAGGAGGAAGAAGAGAAGGAGGAGGAGGAAGGGGCUGAGAGAGCAUCACAGCCACCUCAGCAGGAUCCUGAACCACAGAGUGCAGCAGUCGAGCCCCCAGCCGAACCUGCCCCAGCACCACAGCCUGCCCCCCCAGCUGGCCAGGAUGAGGUUGUGACACCAAGUGGCUCUCAACAGACUGCAGAGUCUGACAGUCCAGUGCCACCCGCGGCAGAAACCGUCGACCCCUUGUUUUACCCUAGCUGGUAUAAGGCUCAGCCGCGGCAAGCAAGCAGCCCGAGCUCAACCCCCGGGAGCGGGCUGGGGAAAGUAGGGGCUCCCGUUUCUCUGGAAACAAGUGCAAAGAAGGCAGAAGCCCCGGAAGCGGCAGCAGUGGAGGAAAGCGCGCCGGGGAGCGGUAAGGAAAGUAAUGCCACUGCAGCGACGUCCAAGGAGUUAGCAUUCUGCAUAUCACUUUUGGCAUUUCUAAUCAUACUACAUCAUCUUUGGAAUCUGAUUCAAUACAUUUGUUCUUUCAUGGACCGGCUCUGAACCGUCCCCUCAAGGACGAGCGGAGGAAACUCCCGUGAGCAAUGAGAGGGGUGGCGAGCCGGCUCGUCAUGUCUUCUCCUUCUCCUGGUUGAACUCACUGAAUGAAUGAUGACUCACUCCGGCUGGCUUCUGGUGUGCUCCUCCGAGGGACGGCAAGCGCAGGCAGCCUGGCUGGAAUCGACAAAGAAGCUGGCCUGGAAAGGGACAUCCGAGCAGGUUUCGUUCCCGGGAACUCAGUUGACCUCCACGUCGUGCCCGGCCCUUGAGACGACAGAGUCGCGACAGGGGUGGGAGCAUGGGGACAAAUUGCUGUACUUCAGUGUAUCAGAGUGUUUUCCAGUUUCUGGUUUCCAAGGGAAAAGCAGCAUCGCUACAGCUGCAGGAUGAGCACUGCUACUGUUUUGUUAUUCACUCACUUUUUGGCACGUCCCCGUGUAGGUGUAAGUGCUUCACUGAUAUUAGCUAAAACGCUGCUGUGAUAUUCACCAGGAGCAUCCUGUGCCUGCACAGCAUUUCCCCUCAGUACCCUCCCGUGUCCAGCCUGCGGGGUGACCUCGGUGCCACUGCCACCCCCUCAGCACCCCAAAGUCGCAUUUGGGUUACAUUUGGGCACCACCUGUGGUCCUCAGGAUCCAUCAGCACAUCCCGUGCCGCAGAGGCUGAGCGCAGGAGGGCUGAGGGAAGCCGCUGCUCCUUCCUUCUCCCCCUGCACUCACUUUUCCUGCUGAGCCACAGCGGGUGACGCUCACCUGCACAGAUUUCGGGUGGGGAGGGACGAGGAGGAUGCGUGUGCCAGGCACCCAUGCGGGACAGCUCUGAGCGUGUGGGGCUGAUGUUAGGGAGCACCUCAGGUGCAGUGAGGUGGCACAGAGCUGUGCCAUCAGGUUUUCACCUGCAGGCCCCACGGCACAGCGUGGGAAGGGCGAACACCGGCCUGCAAGGCAGGAGAGGAGCCGUGCAAAGCAGCUUCGCGCACGGGAGACCUGCUGAAGGUGACACCGUGCCUUUUGUCACCUCGGACGGGGCCCCAGCUCUCGGCAGCCCUUAAGGGACACCGGGUGGCUGCCAAGGGGGGCGAGUGCCGCAGGGACCUGGCGUCGGGCUCCGGGCAGGGGCUGAAGGAGCCGAGCACAGCCCUGGGCAAGCAGCGCCCCGCACGGAGGGAGCCGUCGGGGACGGGGCUGCGCGGCCCCGGGGGGCACGGGGGAGCCUGGCGGUGCCACCCCCGGUCCCUGCCUCUUUGGGACCGCAGCCCUGCUUUGUGGCCGUUUCUCCCCAAAAUGCCCCGUGAGGGCCGGGGUCGGGGGCCGUUUGCAGCGGCUGGGGUGUGCUAAUUGCAAUUAAUCGUAAUUAGGGCUACAGCAGAGCCCGUGCGGGACCACGCUCCGCUCUGCUCCCCUCGCACCCCGCGCGGCGGGGGCGGCUUUGGGGCUCGCCCCGGGGUGCCUAGGCAAGAAAGUCUAGCCAGCCAUCGUUAUUUGCAGCUUUUAUUAAAAAUAUAAAUAUUAAACAUUCUCUUACACAACAAAAUUGACCGAGCGCUGAAAAGAUGUUUUAUUGUGAAAAUGUUUACAGGAAAAAAAGUGGAUUUAAAGUAGCUUACAGAGAUUCCCCCUCCCACCUCCCUGCCCCCGCCAGGAAAGUUAUCUGGCUUCUCGGCGACAUUUCUUCCAAUGCUCACACAUCCCUACGCAGCGAUGCCACUAGAAAGACUGGGAAAUGGAGAAAUAAAUAAAGGUAGGGGAGGUUACGGACGACACUCGUGUUUCUGCACUUGGUAGGCGGCCGUGCAUGCUAGUCAAGGGACAGAGGCUGUUCGGAGUACACCCUUCUAGGUUUAAAGCUAUAUAAAAAUAAAGAGAUGACAUCAGAGCAGCACUAUGGUA